CCCCCACCUUCCCAUCACUUUGUCUCCACAACAAUACAACGACACUCCCAGUCACAUAUUAACACCAUCAUCUUACUGCCCCUGCUACGACAAGCCCACACGUACGCGUCGGCGACACGACGCAGACCAAACAACCAGCCAUCACGACGACAACAACAACACUGACUCGCCCGCUCCCCUCGCCCCCGUCCUCACCCCCAGCCAUGGCCGACGCAGCUGGGGGACCGUCGACGGCGGCAGUACCAGCGGCAGCGACAACAGUGCCGCCAGCACAGCUCUCACCCCCGAGCGCACCUCCGCCCCUCCCUUCGCCCGACCUGCCACCGACGCCCGGCGAGGGUCCAGCGCGACCAUGGGUGCAUGACGACGCGCGGCUCUAUUUCCUCCCGCCGACCAUCAGCGCGCCUACCCCGGCACCGCAGGCACUCAUCAACGACCUGCUCGACGUGACCCGCGACUACCGGGACUUUGUCGACACGGUCGGGCGCAUCGAGUACGAGUACGGGCGUGCGCUGUCUGCUGCCGUGAAAAAGUUCGAGUCGCGCCUCGACCAGGUCCUCCUUCCGCUGCCUGGCGCUCGCAAGCCGCCGCAGCCGACGCUCGUCGGCGCCAUGCGCGCGCACCUGGUCGAGAUCAACGCCACGGCCAACCUGCACCAGAAGCGCCCGGCCGCGCUGGGCGCGCAGCUCGUCCAGCCGCUGACCCACAUCGAGAAGCGGGGUGGCGAGAGCGCGCGCCGCCUCGGCGCGUGGUCAAAGGACAUUCGCGCGCGGUGGGACGUCGGGCGUGAACACGUCGAUGGCGCACGCUCGAAAUACCACACGGCGGUCAAGGAGCACGACGCGGCGCUGAUGCGGUUCCGGACCGUCGCGACCCCGCCGCAGGACGGGUCCAAGAUCGACGGCGACUGGGCCAAGCUCGAAAAGGCGACCAACGACGCCGAGGUCACCCGCGCUGACCGCAAGCGCGCGUACCUCGUCGCGCUGGCCGGCGAGGGGCCCGAAGGAGGCGGUGGGCAGGAUCUUGCUGAAGGCGGAGGCGUCGGCGGCUGGGGCGAGGAGGCGAGGGCGCUCUAUGGCCAUGUGCACACAUCGCUGCUCGACUUGCUGAAACACCAGGCGAGGGAGGACAGGGCACACGCCGAGCUGCUGGCGACGAUUCUUGCUCGCGUGCCCGAGAACUAUGAGGCCGUGUCGCUCGCGACGGACGAGGACCUAUUCUUGGACUGGAACAAGACUGGGAAGAGCAUGGUUAAUGGGUACGCCACCGGCGUGCCACCUGAGUCGCCGGCUUCGAUGCUGUCCCCACCGCUCAUGUCCCCGCUCGCGCCUGGCUCGUCGCCGUUCUCGAGCCCAGCGCUGUCCAUGGGCUCGGCGCACACCAACGGCGGGAGCCACCAGUCGCUCACGUGCUUCAAGUACGUCCCGCCGCCGUCGGCGCGCGAGGAGAAGCCCGAGCUCAGCACCGACAAGCGCGACGACCGUAACUGGCUCGUCAACAGAUGGGUCAAGAGCUCCGCCGCGCUGACUGCGAUCGUGGGCAACGACGGCGUGGACCAGGGUAUCCUUGGCGCGAAGCGGAGAGAGCUGGAUGCAUUGCGAGAGCAGUGCACCACGUACUCUGCCGACCGCGGCCUCGGCGAUCCAGAGGAGAUGUGGGAGCGCAGGCUCGCAGUCAUCCGAGACCUUGGCGUCAUUGAGCGCAAAGUGGCUGUCGCGCGCGCCGAGAUUGCUGCGAUCGAGGCGGUGCUUGGACCGCUGCCUGGACCCGAGAUGGCACACGACUUCAAGGAGCGCGCUUUCCCCACCCCUGGCCACUGCGACGCGUGUGGAGAAAAGGUGUGGUCACCACUCAAGCCUGAGCUCGCCUGUCGAUUAUGCGGCAUCGCCCUACACGUCAAGUGCGCGCUUCACGUCGAUCCAGAAUGUACCGGCCUGAAAUCCAACCGCCGACGGUCGCAGCACGGCCGGAUACGGCGGUCGAUAACCAGCGGCGCGCUGCUGCUACGACGGCAGACAGUAUUUGGCUCCCCACACGAUGGGCCACAGGAGUAUGCCACGACACAACAGGUCCGCCUCGAGCCAAUACGAGAUGGCGACCAGACUGUGUCACCGUUCUUCUCGGACGACCACAUCGGUGUCGUGGCGGCCGCUGCUGUCGAGGAGAUGGCCGCCGAGGAGGCCGCGGUGGCAGCCACGCCACCGACACAACCGGUACCACCACCGCCCUCGGUCGCCCUUGCACGGGUACUCUACUCAUACCCUUCGGCUGGCGGGCCCGAGAUCACAGUCAGCUCGGGCGAGGUGGUACGCGUGGUGGAGGACGACGGGUCGGGGUGGAUCAAGGUCCGGCGUGGUCUGCAGGCCGGCGACGAGGGGUUGGUGCCGCGCACCUAUGUCGACCUCGUGGGUGGGUCGGUCCCGCCGCAGGACGGUGCGGGCGGCCUGUUCGUCGUCGCCCUGUUCGACUUCCCGCCACCCUCGCACACGCCCGGACAGGGGGAGACAUCGGUCAAGCAGCACUCGAUAUACGAGCUGUCGGACGAGGGCAUGGCCUUUGACGAGGCGUGGUGCGAGCUUUGCGUGCCCGAUGCCAGCGGGUCAGGACUCCGACUGCGCGGCGUCGUGCCAAAGACGUACGUCAAGGCGAUCUAAUCGUCGGUAUGCCGGUGUGUGCACGACGCCCCGCGCAUCCCGAGGGCCGAUGGGCACAACUACUGCACGGGCCGGCCCGCGCCUAGAACUUAGAGUUGCGCAUAAGCGUAACCAACCAACUGUAUAACACUGUGUGCACACGACUGUCUAACGUGUAUAAUGAAUGCCAUGCGCUUGUGAAUA
Messenger RNA from Vanrija pseudolonga, 2837 nucleotides. RefSeq names its product Protein kinase C theta type (gene Prkcq). The coding region runs from base 204 to 2654 and encodes 816 amino acids. NCBI's taxonomy places the organism in Eukaryota, Fungi, Basidiomycota, Tremellomycetes, Trichosporonales, Trichosporonaceae. Gene Ontology annotation, molecular function: protein binding. The record is from RefSeq and is a predicted model, not a curated record. The transcript is spliced from 3 exons.